AGGCACGCUGGCACGUCCCUCAGCUUUCUCGGCUGAGCAAGCGAGGCAUUGGACGCUACGCGAUAGUCCAAGCUCUCCUUAUUUUUUUAACGCUUUAAAUAAAUAAAAGUAAGUGUUAAAAAUGUGGUUUAAGCCGUUCGUUAAAAUACCGCGAAGAGAGUAGUGACGAAAAUAAUAAUUGUGUGUUUUUCAAUGUGUGCGAUUCGUCGCACCGAACAGUGCGAGGGAGAAAGAGAGCGAGAGAAAAAACAAAACAACGGAACGGCGAUCGUCUCCGUCUCACGCCCUAAGCCUCCUCGUCUCCCUCGGUUUUCCGUCUCGCUCUAAUUUCUACGUAAUUUUCAUUGCGAAACGUUCGUUUAUUUGCUUCGUUACUCCUUGUGAAUUUGCGUGUUGAUUUCCAUCGAUUACGUCGAGCAUAGAUAAAAAAAUAUGAUUCAUAUUCAGUGGCAGCGCAUCGUGAAUUCUUCGGGUGUUCUCAACGUCAUGACGUACUGAUGCUGAACAACAAUACAUUUUGACAUCACCGACAUUAAAGUUGAAGGUGACAUUUGACGGAUACGAUUAUGCUCAGAGAAGAAAGCAUUGAAUCACGAUGCUGACAGUAAUGUGUCCGAAUUGUCGACAUCGUUUCCCGGCUCCAGGCUGUUGCAAUCCGGGGGCGCAAGGAACGAUAGUUGCCAAUAAUGAGGACGAGGGAAGGAGGAUGCUCGAGAGGAGUGAAACACCGAAAAAGAACGAGGCUUUUUACGGCGGUGGAUAUUUGCUCGUGCCACGGGAAUACGGGGAGAAUAAUCGAGGCUGCUUCAUCAAUGCGCCGACAAUAAUUCACGGACCGACGAUCAUUCAGCAGCCGACGAUAUUCAACAAGAUCGGAAACGAAUCCCGGGAUAAUGAUAAUUGGAUCAAGUCUUUCAACAAUCAACACCAACACGCAGGAAUAAAUGUCUCGAAUUUGGAAGAUAUUUUGGGCCUGGACGAGACGAAAAUUGCGACGAGGAUGAACGAUUUUUCCAACUGUCACAUUGACACGACCUGCGAUUUGACCGGCGGUACCGUGACCAUAACGACGCCGAAUAUACAAUCCGGCGGCUGUUUGAUACGGAACAAGGACACCGAAAUCACUGUACAAUCACCGAGAAUCGAAAUCAGACCGAAAUUAUCGGUAGGCGGUGGCUAUUUCGUUCAAAAACAUUCGCCCGUCGAUUUGAUCGGCAGCGGAUGUUUGUCUCAUCGAGAAAACAACACGAGCCAAUCGCCCUCGUCGUCCUGCUCUUCGCCGUGCGAUACAAACCCAGAAAAUACCUCGACGAAUGAAAAUCUCGAAGGAUUUUGUCUUUGGCCACCGAGCGGCUGUCAGGAACUGCCGGGCAUCAGGCGCUCCCAAUCGAUCACCAGAAAUCCCUCCUACAAUCUCCGUUUCAACGAUCCCACCGACAAAAUUCAUUGCAACAAUGAUUUAAACUCCCGUUACAAUAACCAAGAGUCAGCCGAAGAUCGGAGCUCGCCACAAAACUCAAGCCCUCACUCCAAUUGUUGCUGCUCCGGUAAAAACAAGAAAGAAUCAUCCUCCGGGAGAAACACCGAGAGAAAUUCCCCCCCUUGCGAUCCAUCUUCCAAGGACAACGUCCAAUGUUCCACCAAGAGAAAAUCUUCGAACGAGCUCUCUUCCGGCUCAAUGGAAAUUCGCGUUAACGCCACCGUCCAGUUGCCACCGAACGUCGAACACUGCACCGUUAAUAUUACUGCGACCACCGCCAAUCCCGGCUCCAAUGAUUUCUCGAAAAUCGUCGGCGGCUCUUCUCUCCGACGCGACAACUUCAACGGCGGUGGACUCGUCCAUUUCGACACGAACAACGAGAGCACCGACAACGAGCAGCGACACGAAGAUCCACCGACUACUCCACUCUCGUGGCUCAUGCCCUGCCCCUGGGGAUUCGACAAUUAUUCCAUCGACAAAGACUUCUCGAGGCUUAAGGAAGUCAAGAGAAUACUGCAGAUCAGCGGCUGGUAUCACGAGGGCCUCAGCUGGCAGCAGAGCGAACAACUUUUGAAAAAUACUCCAGUCGGACGAUGGCUCAUGCGGGACAGCUCCGACAGCAGAUUCGUUUUCGCUGUUUCCGUUCAAACCGCUCGCGGACCCACUUCCGUAAGGGUCCAUUAUUUCCUUGGACGCUUUCGCCUCGACGCCGAACCUCGACUCAGCCUCGCGAUGCCCCUUUUCGAAUGCCCCGUCAAAAUGCUCCAGCACUACGUCGAUUAUUCCAAACGCAUCGACGAACACCGCAAAGAAGUGUGGGUCGACUACAGCGGACAACUGUACAGUCAAAUUUAUCUCACCAAACCUCUCGUCAAGGACGUUCAGAGCUUGUCACAUCUCGCUAGAAUCGCCGUUAAUAGAUACAAAUUAAACACCCAACUUCUUCCACCGCUCAUCAAAAAUUAUCUCGCCGAAUAUCCUUAUAGCUUGUAAAACAUUGUGCUCUUUUUAUUCUUUCUUCGUUACACCGAGAACUCCUUCGUUCGAUACGGUAUACAAUCGAUUAAACUUUGACAAUAAGACAAACCAUUACGACCGAUUAAACGUUGCUCGAAGUACUGACUUUUUACAAGAUUGUUCAAACUCGUGUUGAAAGCCACAUUCAAAUGGCUUUUUUCAACAACAAAUUAUGACUUAAUCAAAUUUUAAAAGUUUCCUUCCUCCAGCUGUUCACUUAUCUUCGGAUCAGCUGCAAAAAUUGUUUGGAAAGUGAACAAAAGGAGUCAUUGCGAUCAUGCGAAAACAUUUUUAGAUAUGGAAAGUUGAUUUUCAUGUCGAUAGAAAUUCCGAUUUUGUUCGUUCAUUCGAAUUUAUUGUGUUUCUUGUUGUUUCUGCAACUCUAUACUUCAAUUGAUCGAGUUGAACGGGUAAGAUUGUGUGGAAACAAUUAAUAAGCAGGAAGAUAAUUGAAGAAUAAUUGUUGUUGGAAGAUAACGAAAAAUCGCUCGCGCAACGCCCUCGAAACGCGCCUUCGCGUUUGCCUCUUCCAGGCGGAACUUGAAAUUGUGUGUUCAUAUUGUUUUUUUCUUCUAUUCGCUUAUUUUCACAAUCAAUCGAUCGAAUUGUACGACCAAAGAAAAACUGGCGAGAAAGACGCGAGAUUAACUGUCUCUUCGAUUGUUUAUUUAGUACUAAAACUGGUGGAUGAAGAAACUUUGAAGGAAUGACCUUCUACAGACGUACUUUAGUCAAAUGAAUUAGGAAUAAAUUUAAUGACGGUGAAGAACGAAUAAAAGGCAUAAUAUUCGGGCGCUCGACAUUCCGAUUAAUGUCGACGGUAAAUUUAUUGAUCAGAAGGAAUCUUCGACGAUCGAACCCCAAGAAAGGAGAAAAAUAUUUUUUUCUAGCAUUUUGCAAGAAAAAUUUAUCGACGCUGACAUUUUUAAGGUUUUCUUUUUUAACGAAGAUCCGUAAAAAAAUGUUCUUAUAUCUUUGUGUCAUAUAAGAUUUAUAUGCGUUUAAUAAGAUAUAUUUGUUAUUUUAGCUUUCAAAAUUUUGUAAGUGCGAAAGCUUCGAUAUUUUUCCUUCGUGGGGUUCAUUGGAGGGAUCGUUGAUGAAAAAAACAAUGAAAAAUUAGGAAACUUUAUAUACAUACCUUAGUAUCUUGGAAGUGGAAUGGAGACUAGCGAAUUCGUUGAAACUCGACGACACGAAAAAAAUGAUAAAUCAAUUGAUCGAUUGCCGCGUGUACGAGCUGUUUCUCUAUGUUUUGUAUAUUUCAAAGUAUCAGCGAUUCUUAUUAGAAUGCGAAUGGAUUCAGGCUCGUUAAAUACAAUGGAUAUAAAAGCGUUUGCAUACUUAACACUUUGGACGAAUGAGCCACGUUGAUUUAUUUUAAUACGACUCAAAACGCGUGCCAGACAAAUGGUCAGGGUUACGAAAAUUUCGAUUAUUUUAUAUUUUCGUGUUGCAAUGGAAAAUACAAAAAAAUUGUGUUGUUGAUCGGAUGUGUUAAUGGAUUAAGUAAUGCCAGAAAUGACGAGUCAAUAUUGACGAUACUAAAUUAAUGACGAAAACAACGAUGACAGUAUAAUUGAAAUACUUCGAUUAUAAUCGAAUUUCAAUUCGCUCCAAACUCUCUUUUUAUUAGACUCCGACUUAUAUCUAAUCUGAAAAAAAAACCGAACCAACACGCUUAUGUGAAAAAGCACGUAUUUUAAAGAUCAAAUAUCCGUUGUACAAAUUCAAGAAAUAACGAAUGGAUUUUCGUACAUUUUUUUCUCCUCCAGUCAUAGAACAUUUCAUUGAAAACUAAUCACUCAAUUGUUUCAAAGCUCGUAUCGAAUGUGAUGCAAUUUUUAACUUUCGAACGAUUAUCUCAGAUGGGAAAAACAAUGAUGGCCAUUCGCCUUUUUUCUUGUGAGACUGUGCAGCACAUUCAAAUCUGGCCUCCUCAUUAUGAAAAUUCAUUAUAUAAAAACAAUAUAAAUGGAGAAAAUAAUCGACGACCCUAUCUCUAUAUUAGAGAUAAUAUUUCAUCAGUGUUCAUCGUAUUAAUAAUAGUUGUCAUUAAAAUAACAAAGUGUUAAACAGCGAGGGGAUUAUGUGGACCGGAAGUCCGAGUAGUGCCUCGAAGAGAGACUUAUAAGCCGUAACUGCCAUUUGUAUAUUAUUAUAAUAUUCGUUUAUUUAUCCUCUCCAGAUGUUUCCUCUUCUUUCCUUUCCGACUGUCGAAAUGGUCAUUUCGUGCGUCGUCAUUGUACGCUUUCUUUAUCUCACGAACCUCUCUGUCCCUAUUUCUGUUAAGGUGCCUGUCCACGUGAGAGCAAAGUCGCUCUCGAGAGUAGUGCUCGCCAGUGGACACGCUGCCGAGAGUAAAUGCAGGCGUGUUACUCUCAGUCGUGAGAGUACUCCCGAGAACAACUUUCAGAAUUUGUUCUCACGUUGACAGGCACCUUUACCAAUCUCUCUUUGGUAUCCCGACCUUUCCCAAUAUUUACGUACGUUUUAUAAACUACGCAAUUAAAAUCAUUCAAAAAUGUAUGUAUUUUGUAUAAUUAUAACAAUGUAAAAUGUAUAGAAACAUGAAGUUAAAUUAUUAAAGAACUAUUUAUUGUCAAAAA
Venturia canescens is the source of this 5103-nucleotide messenger RNA. RefSeq lists its product as uncharacterized. Lineage: Eukaryota; Metazoa; Arthropoda; Insecta; Hymenoptera; Ichneumonidae. Bases 596 to 2473 code for a protein of 625 amino acids. The transcript is spliced from 2 exons. The record is from RefSeq and is a predicted model, not a curated record. Gene Ontology annotation, cellular component: phosphatidylinositol 3-kinase complex. Gene Ontology annotation, molecular function: 1-phosphatidylinositol-3-kinase regulator activity. Gene Ontology annotation, biological process: intracellular signal transduction; phosphatidylinositol phosphate biosynthetic process.